Messenger RNA from Myxocyprinus asiaticus (Chinese sucker), 1387 nucleotides. Its product is annotated as CD209 antigen-like protein C. Gene Ontology annotation, biological process: biological process involved in interspecies interaction between organisms. Lineage: Eukaryota; Metazoa; Chordata; Actinopteri; Cypriniformes; Catostomidae. The coding region runs from base 44 to 817 and encodes 257 amino acids. Gene Ontology annotation, molecular function: D-mannose binding; fucose binding. The transcript is spliced from 5 exons. The record is from RefSeq and is a predicted model, not a curated record. Gene Ontology annotation, cellular component: external side of plasma membrane.
CAUCCUAAAAAUCAUCUGCUCAUCUGUGAAGACAGAGCAAAUAAUGGAACCCCAGCCCAUCUAUGAAAAUUAUGGACGCAAAAACUGCAACAAGUCAAGUGAGAGAGAACAAAGCGAAGAAUAUAUUUAUGCUAAUGAAGAGACACCUGCACCUCAAAAUUUGAGUUGCAGACAGACCGAGGCAAAAACCCAAAACUACAAAGGAAGUAGAUGUUUCGUGCUGAGCGCAGUGUGUCUUGGGCUCAUUUGUGUUCUCCUGGUAUCUGGCAUUAUAAUGAUGCAUAUCAAGAACAUGGCAGAGAGAGAAGAAAGUAAUCUGAGAUACAGAAAUGUAGUCAUACAGAGCAACCAAAUACAGGCUAAAUACAAUGAACUAACUGCUGAAAAAGAAAACUUCAUGUUUUUGAAGAGACAGGAUUUGGAGACCAGAGUUGAACAAGUUCAAUCAAACGGGUGGCACUGGUACUUCAUAAACAGUGAAGAGAAGAGCUGGUCUGACAGCAGACAGUUCUGUAGGGAUCAUGGUGGAGAUCUGGUCAUUAUCAACAGUGAAGAGGAACAGAGGUUCAUAUCUUCAUUCAAGCAGAACGUGUGGAUUGGUUUGUCUGACAUCAAGAAAAAGGGCAAAAUGAAAUGGGUGGAUAAUUCACCACUGAAGAAAGGAUUUUGGCCAAAAAAUCCACUUCGGCAUGAAAAGGUCUGUGUUGAAGUGAGUCCAGCAAAAGACGUCCUGAACAACUGGAAUGUUAGUCCAUGCUCAGAGAAGAAAAAAUGGAUUUGUGAGAAUUGGGUUUCAUUCCCUCUUGCCAUGAUAUGAUGCUUUCACAUUUUAUAUGUUAUGGAAUUAUAUGUUAUUGUGAUCACAUCAUGUCUGAUUUAAACUCGUCUUUUGGAGGAAAAAAAAAAUAGCAAAAUUCAUCAUACCUAAUAAACUGCUUUUAAAAUACCAUUUGAUGUUUUAUCAUGUUCUGCAAAGUGCAAAAUUAAGAGUGAGUGCUGAGAUGAGACUUGUUUGAAGGAAAAUGUCAAAUUGAUUAUCUCUUAUUGCUAUAACAAACUCAUCCUUUUCUCAGAGUGAAUCCUGGUAAUCAUGGGACAUUGAGUGAUGUGACACACCUGACCAUAUUUGUUCAUUUCUUGCUCCAUCACAAUCAGGUCUAUGUUAUCAUGACUGUAUUUUUGUUAUAAUGUGUCUCAUAUGUUGGUCUGAGGUGUCAAUCACAGUAAAUUGCAUAUAAACAAAGAGUAAUAAAGUGCCAGAUUCCUUAAUUCACCAAUUUAUUCUGAUAUUGUGUAUACCAGUUAUCAAUUAACUGGUAUGUGAUUUUCUUAAAUAGGCAAAAAGUAAAGAAACUUUCUCUUUUAAUAAAAAUGGUAAAUUGUCUGA